AAAUAAUAAAAAAUUAUUAACACAAAAAAAUAAACAAUAAGCUCACCAAAUACUUUUUUUGUGAACAAGUUCCAAUAAAUCAUAAAACUGAGAUCAGACGAGGCAGCGCCGGGCUUCAGCUCGGCCUCUCCCUGGCCAACGCUCGAAUUCGAAUGGGGUCGAAAGCUAUACCCAUCGACAGGUCCUCGUGGCACGGGCGGCCUAAUGUUCGGUUUGCCACCCACUGGAGGAGACCUCAAUCAACCACGCGGUCCCGUUACAUCGCUCAAAGAAGAACCGCUUGGGGCACGAGCCUGGAUGCAACCUGUCGAUCAAUCAAAUCUCGGAAUCGGACGUGCUCACUUCGAGAAGCAACCACCCAGUAAUCUAAGAAAAUCAAACUUUUUCCAUUUUGUGAUAGCCUUAUACGAUAGAGCCGGACAACCGAUCGAGAUUGAGCGCACAGCUUUCCUGGGAUUCAUCGAAAAGGAUUCAGAAUCAGAAGGUCAAAAAACAAACAAUGGAAUACAAUAUAGACUACAAUUGUUGUAUGCUAAUGGAAUUCGUCAAGAACAAGAUAUCUUUGUGAGACUCAUCGACUCCGUCACUAAGCAGGCCAUCAUCUACGAGGGACAGGACAAAAAUCCCGAAAUGUGUCGCGUAUUGCUGACACACGAAGUCAUGUGCAGUCGAUGUUGCGACAAAAAGAGUUGCGGAAAUCGUAAUGAAACGCCAUCGGAUCCGGUUAUCAUUGAUAGAUUUUUCUUGAAAUUUUUCCUCAAAUGUAAUCAAAAUUGCUUGAAAAACGCCGGAAAUCCACGUGAUAUGAGACGAUUCCAAGUAGUGAUAGCGACACAAGUCACCGUUGAGGGACCCCUUCUCGCCAUCUCGGACAACAUGUUUGUGCAUAACAACUCGAAGCACGGACGUCGCGCGAAACGCAUGGAUCCCGAAGGCAUUUAUCCACCAUUACCUAUGGCAACGCCUUGCAUCAAAGCAAUUUCGCCGAGCGAGGGAUGGACAAGUGGCGGUGCACAAGUUAUAAUUGUCGGCGAUAAUUUCUUCGAUGGAUUGCAAGUUGUCUUCGGCACGAUGCUUGUGUGGAGUGAGCUGAUAACCUCACAUGCGAUUCGUGUGCAAACACCACCUCGUCACAUUCCGGGCGUCGUUGAAGUAACUUUAUCCUACAAAAGCAAACAAUUUUGCAAGGGAUCACCCGGGCGCUUUGUCUAUGUUUCUCUCAACGAACCAACGAUCGACUACGGUUUCCAACGACUUCAGAAACUGAUUCCACGUCAUCCGGGCGAUCCGGAAAAAUUACCCAAAGAAAUUAUUCUGAAGCGUGCUGCAGAUCUCGCGGAAGCUCUGUACUCGAUGCCACGUUCGCCGGGCGGAUCGGGCAGUUUCAACUCGUACACGGGCCAGUUAGCGGUCAGCGUUUCGUCGGAAGGUCAAUGGAACGAAGGCGAUGAAUAUACGCGAGCGCAAAGUAGUAGUGUGAGUCCACGAGGAGGAUAUUGCAGCAGUGCCUCGACACCGCAUUCGUCGGGCGGCGGAUCCUAUGGCAGCGGCAACGGCUACGGACCAACACCAAAUAUGACGUCAUUACCAUCGUCGCCAGCGAGCGUUUUCAAUUCGGCAUCAACACUGCAUUGGGCACCAACAUUUGGUUUUUAGGAUACGUACAAUUUAACGGUUGCUGCCACUUCCACG
This is a messenger RNA of Culicoides brevitarsis, 1692 nucleotides long. RefSeq names its product transcription factor collier (gene kn). The transcript has 12 exons. Gene Ontology annotation, molecular function: DNA-binding transcription factor activity, RNA polymerase II-specific; RNA polymerase II cis-regulatory region sequence-specific DNA binding. Gene Ontology annotation, biological process: regulation of transcription by RNA polymerase II. The record is from RefSeq and is a predicted model, not a curated record. Bases 205 to 1656 code for a protein of 483 amino acids. NCBI's taxonomy places the organism in Eukaryota, Metazoa, Arthropoda, Insecta, Diptera, Ceratopogonidae.